Molecule: messenger RNA, 779 nt
Organism: Esox lucius (northern pike)
Lineage: Eukaryota; Metazoa; Chordata; Actinopteri; Esociformes; Esocidae
Product: regulator of G-protein signaling 5
Exons: 5
Coding region: 76-624 (182 amino acids)
Source: RefSeq, marked provisional
GAAAAAGCAAAGGGUCUCUGAAUCUUACGGUGGUGGAAUCAAUCAACAACAAAAUAAAAAGGAAAACGUCAGAAAAUGUGCAAAGGAUUAGCUGCAUUGCCCCAAACAUGUCUGGAAAGGGCUAAAGAGAUAAAGUCUAAGUUGGGGGUUCUCCUCCAGAAGCCUGAGAAUGGCAUUGACCUGAUUAUUCCCUACCCCGAAAAACCAGAAAAGAAGCCAGAAAAGCUUCAGAAGCCGAGUCCUGAGGAAGCUGCUCAGUGGCGUGACUCCCUGGAACACGUGCUGACCAACAGCUAUGGCCUAGCCAUGUUCAGUAGCUUCCUGCGCUCUGAGUUCAGUGAGGAGAACAUUGAGUUUUGGGUGGCCUGUGAGGACUUCAAGAAGACCAAGUCCCCCAUUAAGUUAGCCAUGAAAGCCAGAAAGAUCUAUGAGGACUUUAUCCAAACUGAGGGACCCAGAGAGGUGAACAUUGAUCAUUACACCAAGGAUGUGACCCUGAGGAACCUUGUUGACCUUUCCCCCGGAACAUUUGACCUGGCCCAGAAGAGAAUUUAUGCUCUGAUGGAGAAGGACUCCUUCGGCCGCUUCCUGAGAUCUGAGCAGUACCAGGAGCUUGUCAAAUAAGUAAAUGAUCAGAGUAAGGGUCAAUUCCUAUUUAACUGGAUAUCAUUUGCAGUGGAAUUAGGCCUUUUUCAGAUAAUUUGAUGGAAUUGACCCAAACGCGACUGCAGGUUUGACAUCUAAGUAUCAUCAUAAACAUUUUCCUGAUUCUAAACUUG